Messenger RNA from Penaeus vannamei (Pacific white shrimp), 2417 nucleotides. NCBI's taxonomy places the organism in Eukaryota, Metazoa, Arthropoda, Malacostraca, Decapoda, Penaeidae. The record is from RefSeq and is a predicted model, not a curated record.
UUUCUCGCCUUGAAACCAGCUGUUCGGAGGAAAGGAAACUCGUCUCUUGCACAUUUCCUCCCUUUUCCAGCGGAGGGAAUUCGCCACGAUGUCGCCAUGGCCCCAGAGAACCCAAGGAACAUGAGAUGAAUGCGGUGCCGGGACGAAAUGUGGAGUGAUUAAGCCGUAAAGAGCGGAAAAGAGGGAAAAUCUGUCGAGCCGUGUUGGUGUGUGUGUGUUUCAGGACUUGACACGAGCUUCUUCGUAUUAUAUAUCGGAUUUUUCGGCUUUCUUUUUCGUUUUUUUCGUUUGUGUUUUUUCUCUCUCCUUCUCUCUCCUUGUUUCCUUCCUGUUUUUGGCGGAUUCGUACAUAUCAUAUCACCGAGAGGAACACUUACUUGAGAAAAGGUCAAGGAAUUCCACAUUGUAUAAGAAUUUACCUUUAGACCUUUUUUUUUCCUUUACCCCUUUCAACAUUUUUUAAAAAGUGUAAAUUGAUCAUUGAGAGAAACCGCUCACUAAGAAACGAGGGGAGAAAAAACAAUCGCGUCUUACCAUGGCGGACAGACUUGGCUUAGAUGGCAAAGUGAAGGAUAUGGAAUUGGGAGAGACGUUUAGCAAGAAUUACAAGGAAGGCGCUUUCCAUACUCUGCGGUAUGACUUCAAACCAGCCAGCGUGGACAAGCAGAAGAUGGGCACGGUGGAGGUGGAAGGCAACCACCAGGUGACGGUGACAGUGCCACAUGUCGAAGGAGCCGGCACUGCGCAAACGGUCUUCAAAGGAAAUCACAAACCAGUAGCCAAGGAGUGCAUCCUCAUAAUUGACCACACAACAGGCGAAAUCGUCCUUGAGCGCAUAUCACAAGCCAUUAUUGUUAAAACUACCAGGCCAGAAGGCAGCAGCCGUUUGCCCACGCAGCGCCCCCCAACGCCCCUCGACCCUUCCAGAAAAAGCUCACCUCCUCAGAAGUGCUCUCCCUCCCAUCCCCCCUCACGAGGCUCAUCCAACUCACUGCCAUACUCGCGGCCGUCACCCUCGCAUGCCAAGCUCUCUCCACCCUCCAAAUCAUCACCGCACGCAAGGUCCCCCAUCCCCAGCAAAAGCCCCAACAAUAACCACUGCACAGCUCCUGGCUCCAUGCCCAUGUUGGGCUUCGACGAUAAUAUUCCAGAGAAUAAGUCCAUACAGAGAAAUUCAACAUCUGAUACUGGGUCCAUGAUGAGCGAUUCAUCCAGCGACUCAGACAGCAAUAGCAGCUCAUCGUCCUCCGGCGACUCCGAUUCUGACUCAGAGCCCGAGCAGGACAACAGAGGCAAGAAAGCCAAUGGAUAUGGUGCUGGAUGUGGAACUAUACCAAAUGGAUCAAACUGUCUCAUGAACGACCUAGAAUUAUCAUCAGUGUCUGAAGACAGUGACUAGUGUUAGUGCAAAGAGGUUGUAACAAAAUGGUACUUUCAGUGGAACUUUUGAAGCUUGUAAAGAAAAAAAAAUAAUUUUUAUUUUAUUUAUUUAUUUAUUUGUUUCAACUUGACCAGAAAGACGGACUGGUAGAGAAUACAGCAGAUUUUUUUUUCUUUUUUUUUCUUUAUAUAUAUAAUUUUUUGUGCGUUCUAGCCAGUGCAACCUGGCCUUGAGACAAACACAACUGUUGCAUAAGAAGUCAUCAGUAUAACAGCGAUAGACGAUGCUCAUUAUAUUUAUCUUGGAUAAAGUAAUUGAGUUAUGAUGAUAUUAUUAUUAUUGUUGUUAUAUCAUUUUAUUACCCUUUUUUCUCUUGUUUUUCCUCUUUUAUUACAAUUUAUUUAACCCUAAAAAACUUAAACAGUCAACAUUUUACAGGGAAGACACUGAAAGACUAUUUUCGAGGUGUGCCAAGGCACGUGAAGCCUGAUUUUAUGUGUUAUAUUUACUUAAUAUUUAAGUUAUAGUACAGAUGACCCUGAUAUCAAUGGAUUAUACAUAUCUGAACGACUUAAUAAACACUUAAACGUACUGAGCAGAAAGCAUAAUAGUAUUUUCUGUAGGAGGGCUUUCGAGAUUGUGGGAGGUGAAGCAUGUAUUCCUAGUCCUGUUGUGUGCCUGUGUUUUGUACGAGGCAGUGAUGUCUUUUUGAUAUCAAUUACAAGGUUGGACUUCAAGUGGAAAACAAAAAUAAAAAUAUGUUAAAGUGUAUGAUAAAAUCUUUAUAAAUUUGUCAAAGGCAAUUCAGUAUUUGUUAGUGAGAAAACCCUUUUUUUUUCCAUUUUUUUGGCUUUUGGCCAUAGAUAAAUGUUCCUCUUUUCAAAUUACUUUAUUAUAAUGUAUGAUAUUUUAUGAAUUUCUGUUGCCUACUAUCAGUUUAGAUUUUUAUUUUUGUGGUUGUGCUACAUAUUAAAAAUUGUGUAGAGCAUAUCCCAAGCUGCCUUCACUGGACAUUUCAGUAAAGAUAUAAUAAUCA